Molecule: messenger RNA, 498 nt
Organism: Sporothrix brasiliensis 5110
Lineage: Eukaryota; Fungi; Ascomycota; Sordariomycetes; Ophiostomatales; Ophiostomataceae
Exons: 1
Coding region: 1-498 (165 amino acids)
Source: RefSeq, a predicted model, not a curated record
AUGGCUCUGCCACCUCGGCGCUUCGGCCCGCGCAACUUGCUGCUGGCGGCCGGUACCUUUUUUGCAUCAUCCCAACUAGUCUACGACUACACUGGCCAAUCCAUUUACCAGCGGUUUCAGCGACGGGCCAACCAGUUCUCGGCCUUCCAAACACAAGACCUUCCUCCCGCAGCGCUACAACGGCAGGCGGCUAUGCGCACCGAGCGUGAGCGGCGACGGCAACUAGUGGAGGGGCUGAGCGGGCCCGAGGCGACAGACGGUACAGCUGCGGAUCCGCCUAAUGCCGGCAAGCUGCAUAGCCUUUGGAUGGGCAAUGAAAAGGAGGACUGGAUCAAAGAGCGGGCGCGGCGGGAGCAGGAGACGCUGGAGUCGGGCGGCGGAUACUGGGACCUGAUCAUGAACCAGAUUGGUGAGGUGGCGGCAGAUCUGAUGGGCAGAGGAAAGAAGACUCAAGAAAACCCAACAGCGCCGCCAAAAGCAGACAACGCUGGGAAGUAG